UUUCAGCUUAACACCUUCUAAUUAUGAACUAUGUUGCUAGGUUUUUCAAUCAUCCUGAGAUAAAUCUGAUAACCACAACCGUUUUAAUAUUCGCAUCAUUAUAUAUCGCUAUAAUUUCAUUACUGGGCCACGACUUCUUAACCCCUCUCCAUGCGAUCCCACCGGGUGCCCCUUCUGAAAACAAAACCGUAAAAUCUACAUUCAUAAUUUUCCUUCUACUUUUCGGAGGUCUUUUCGCCGCAAAAUCAUCGAAUGCAUUGAGGCUUCCUCCACUUUUCGGAUGCUUAGCACUUGGAAUUGUUAUCAGAAAUGUCGAUGUUCUCAAGGAUUUCUUUAUUAUACCCCCGUUUACUGAGACCAUGAUACGGAAGGUUGCACUAGCGAUGAUUGUUAUACGGUGGGGACUUGCCACGGAUGUCAAAUUUUUAUAUGAGAACGCGGUCACCCCAGUCACCAUUGGUUUAGUAACAGCAAUUGGAGAAAUUAUUGCAAUUACUAUAGCUUCUUUCCUUAUUCUAGACAUCUCAUUUGUUAUGGCCGUGUUCUGCGCAUUAAUUCUCGUGAUAGUUUCACCGGCGGUCACCGUUCCAGCAAUGAUAAGCUUUAAGGAAAGAGGUCUCGGCUCAUCGAAGAGAAUUCCUGAAAAUGUUCUAGCAGUUUGUUGUGUGGACAAUUUGUUCUGCGUUAUUGUCUUCAUGGUGCUGUCAUCAAUUAUUUUUACUGACGCUCCAAUCGCCACGACAAUAUUGAUGAACGCUGGAAGUAUCCUACUUGGUUGCAUUGGUGGAAUCAUCAUCGGGCUUCUUCUUUGGAGGUUCCCUAGACCAGACACCACACAUACCCAGUUUGCGAGAAUAACUCUUCUUGGUACAAGUUGUAUCGGUCUCAUGAUCGGGACAUAUCUUGUUAAAUAUUCUUGCGCCGGAUUCUUGGCAGCUCUGAUAACCAGCUCAAUGUGUGCAAUGAAAUGGAAAACUGACAAUAAGGAUAAGCUAGACUGUGUUGUUUCCACCUAUAAGUAUGUUUGGGAUUCUUUUGCUCUUCCGUUGCUCUUCAUAUGUCUUGGGCUGAAAUUCGAUUUUUCCACUCUAUCAUGGAAAAUAGUCUUAUUAUGCAUAUCUGUGAUAUGUAUUGGAUUGAUUGUCAGGGCACUUUUGGUCAUGUUGACCACCCAUUUUUCACAUUUCAAUGUUAAGGAAAAGGCUGUAAUCGCUCUGAGCUUGCUGCCCAGGGCCACUUUUCAGGCUGACCUGGCGCCUACUCUGGUGGUAAUGGCGACCCCGUUUCCAGACAAACUUCCAGAUGCUGAACUUGUGAUGAAAGCUGCUAUUUUAUCUGUUCUGAUUACUGCUCCCAUAUUUGAUAUCCUUUUAAACCUUAUCGGGUCGAAAUUUCUUUAUCAUGUUUUACCACAGGAAGACGUUGCACUUGAGAAUAACGAAGUUCCAACGGAAAACGGGUCGAAACUGUUUGCGGCUGACAAUUUGUUUUCGGAUGAUACAAAAAUUGCUAGCUUAUGAAAAUGGAUUUUUGUUUAACGUAUUACUUGUUAAGUUAAUCAUGAAUAAAAGUUGUUAUCAUUC
Caenorhabditis elegans is the source of this 1583-nucleotide messenger RNA. It is a transcript of the gene slc-9B.2, whose product is annotated as Cation/H+ exchanger transmembrane domain-containing protein. NCBI's taxonomy places the organism in Eukaryota, Metazoa, Nematoda, Chromadorea, Rhabditida, Rhabditidae. The record is from RefSeq and is marked reviewed. The transcript is spliced from 10 exons. Bases 24 to 1520 code for a protein of 498 amino acids.